GAGAAUAACAUGUUAUAAGAAAUAAUCGACAUUUCCGGUUUAUUUUUAAGAUUUAUUUUUGCUGAUUUAUGAGAACCUAUUUCAGUAAACUCUGAAUGUUCGUAUUUAUUCAGUUGAAACAAAUACAGAAAGAUGUCAGAGGAUUUGUUGAAACAGUUGGGCAGCUACAAAGCACAGUUGCAACAAGUGGAAGCCGCCUUAUCAACCGACCCUGAAAAUGAAGACCUUCUCAAAUUACAGAAAGACUUAUCGGAAGUCAUAGACUUAACAAAAGACCUCCUGACGUCGCAGCCCUCCGAAGGUACUGCUACUGCCAACAGCUCAGAUGCAGCCCCCCUGAAACAUAGGUGGAGCGUUGGGGACAGGUGUAUGACUGUGUGGAGUCAGGAUGGACAGGUGUAUGAAGCUGAGAUUGAGGAGAUAGACGGCGAGAAUGGCACGGCGGCCAUCACCUUCUCCGGCUACGGGAACGCAGAGGUGGUGCCACUGCAGAACCUCAAGCCUGCCGAGGAGGGCAAGCACUCUGAGGAAGACGGGAAAUCCAAGUCCAGGAAAGAGCAGAUAGCAGACCAGAGGGAGUACAAGAAGAAGAAGGCCCAGAAGAAGGUGCUGAGGAUGAAGGAACUGGAACAGGAGCGAGAAGACCAGAAAUCCAAGUGGCAGAGUUUUAACAACAAGGCCUAUAACAAGAACAAGAAAGGACAGGUGAAGAGGAGUAUAUUUGCAUCGCCGGAGAGUGUAAACGGCAAGGUGGGAGUAGGAACAUGUGGCAUAGCAGACAAACCUAUGACCACGUAUCACGACACAUCCAAAUAUAACGUCAGGCAUCUAAUGCCACAGUGACCUAACAUUUUAUCUUCGUGUAAAAGUAUCCUAUUGUAUAGUAGCAAGAUCAUUGCUUACCUUUGUGUUUAUAUGGUUUGGGUUACCCCAGUAAAGGAGCUUUGAAACAAAUUGCUUGCUCACCAUUGGUUGCCUCAUUGGGAAAUUGUCCUUACCAGUAUUAUCACAUAGAACAGCAGCAUUCUUAAUAAAAUAAAUAACCACUGUGAUGGAGUUGCAGCACAAAUAAUGGUUGUGGUGAAAUUAGUCUGGGUUGCUGUAUCCUUCUGAAUGCAACAAAGGCCAAAAAACUAUUUCGAUGUUUUCAAUGUUACACAUGUAUAAUAGAUUUUUCAGGUUGAACUAGACUAUAUACAUUUUUACGAUUUAGUGAUAAGACCCUUUUUAAAGCAAGUCAUAUAAAGCUAAUUUUACAUCUCAGUUUUGUACAUUUACAGGGAAACAACUUGUUUUUUGUUUAGAGGUAAGAUGUUCCUCAUUUUUCCCUGAACCCUGAAUUUUUCAUAUUGGUACUGAAUGUUGUUUAACACAGUUCCUCCAGAUGGCAGUAAUGUAUUUUAUACCGUCUUUGUUCUGUGAUGUAUGUCAAUGACCUUAUGCCACUGCGGGUGAUAUAAGCUUUUUUUUAAAUAAAAUAAAAUCAGGGAUGAGUUGUGGAUUCUCCUAUUAAACCUU
Messenger RNA from Oncorhynchus masou masou (cherry salmon), 1518 nucleotides. Its product is annotated as survival of motor neuron-related-splicing factor 30-like. Gene Ontology annotation, biological process: mRNA processing; regulation of alternative mRNA splicing, via spliceosome. The record is from RefSeq and is a predicted model, not a curated record. Bases 133 to 843 code for a protein of 236 amino acids. Gene Ontology annotation, molecular function: RNA binding. NCBI's taxonomy places the organism in Eukaryota, Metazoa, Chordata, Actinopteri, Salmoniformes, Salmonidae. The transcript has 6 exons. Gene Ontology annotation, cellular component: nucleus; cytoplasm; precatalytic spliceosome.